CCAUUCCUUUUGACAAAUUUUUUCCCAUAAAACAUUUUUACUAGAACUUUAAUGACGAGGAAGAAAGGUCCCAAACUUCUCUAGGGAUUCCCUCAGAUUUUGUUUCCCUCCACUCGUCUUGUUCCUUUCACUCCUUUCUCUCUCUCUUUACUUUUAUUUCUUUCAGUCCUCAUUAAGGCCAGACCAUUUCUAUCCUUCCAUUAAAUUUCACUUCAUAUUUUUCUUCUUCUUCCACUGUUUUUCUUUUUCCAUUACUAUCUCAUUAUUAAGAUAAAAAUAAAAAAAACACCACCCCACCAUUUCCUAUUCUUCAGUUUUCAUUACUCUUUUUUACUACAAGCAAAAGGUUCAAACAAAGAAAUUUAACUCAAAUAUUUCUCUAUUUACUAAUUUAUGUCUUUUUAUGGUGAAUUCUUGAAAUCCCAGAUGUUUUGAUCAUUAAUGGCGUUGAAUUAUUCUUCACUCAUCUACAAUUAUUAUAUUUUCCUAUUAAUAUUUACUAUUCCUCUGUUUUCUUCCCCUGUUUUUUCCCUUCCUACUCACCAGAAUCCUUCUGAUCAUACAAGGGGUGUUUUAUGUGAAGAGAAAACAAGGUUAGGUUCAACACCACCGAGUUGCUACAACAAAUGCAAUCAAUGUCACCCUUGCACAGCUAUUCAAGUUUCUACAUUACCGAGUUUUGACCGAAUCGAUCCCACUCAAACGAGUCAACCCGCGAACUCGGGGGCGAUGUUUGAGUAUGAAUCGUCUUCUGGGGAUAAUAACAGGUACUCCAAUUACAAGCCUUUGGGUUGGAAGUGCCGUUGUAGAGACCAUUUUUACAAUCCUUGAUUUUUCUUCUUUUUUUUUUUUACAUUUUUUUCCACUUCUGAUUAAAGGGUAGUUUAUUUGGUGGGUGCAAACAGUCUAUUUAAAUUUUGGAGGUAAAACAGAUGUUUGUAAUUAGGCUAUGCAUGGUUUGUACAAAAGUGAGAAUUUGGGUUGUAUAUAUGUUAUCAUGUUAGACUGUUAGUCAUGUCGUGUGGUAUGACAACCAAGGAUGUUUUGUCCGAGUGGUUAAGAUUGAGGUAUUGUGAACAAUUGGUUACAUGUUCGAAUUUUC
Beta vulgaris subsp. vulgaris (sugar beet) is the source of this 1102-nucleotide messenger RNA. Its product is annotated as EPIDERMAL PATTERNING FACTOR-like protein 1. NCBI's taxonomy places the organism in Eukaryota, Viridiplantae, Streptophyta, Magnoliopsida, Caryophyllales, Amaranthaceae. The coding region runs from base 442 to 831 and encodes 129 amino acids. Gene Ontology annotation, biological process: guard cell differentiation; stomatal complex development. The record is from RefSeq and is a predicted model, not a curated record. The transcript is spliced from 2 exons.